Prunus avium (sweet cherry) is the source of this 1786-nucleotide messenger RNA. Its product is annotated as GTP binding protein. Gene Ontology annotation, molecular function: GTPase activity; GTP binding. The record is from RefSeq and is a predicted model, not a curated record. Lineage: Eukaryota; Viridiplantae; Streptophyta; Magnoliopsida; Rosales; Rosaceae.
UGAGAUAAUGUGUCCGGGCCAACCAAAAAAGAAAAGAGUCCGUUUUCUGUUUUAACUCGGGGCCCAGGCCGAUCAUGCUGCCGCGUAGCACUAGCAAUAGGAACGCUGUUCAGAGAAAAAUUUAGUGUAUCGUCGUCUUCGUCUUCAUCAAAUUGAGGUAGAAUUAGGGUUUUAGAUCUGAUACUUAUCGGAAUCUGAAAGUAGUCAAAGAAAUGGAAGGUCAAGUAAAGGAAGGAGACUCUCUGGAGAAGAGGCCUGGCAUCUUCUUCCUCGGCUCCCCCAACGUCGGCAAGCGCACUAUGCUUUCUCGAUUACUGGCUUUGGAUUUUGAUGAUGCUUCUGAUUCUUCUUCAUCUCAGCUCGUAGUUAAUGGGUGGAAUAUUUCUACAAAGUACUACACAGCUGAUGUUUCUGUAUGGAUGGCUCAUCUUCAUGAUGAAUUUUCCAUUGAGACCCUCCCAAUGUAUGACCAGUUGCAAGCCUUGAUCUUGGUCUUUGACACCACUGAGUUGUCGUCUCUGGCUGCACUUCAGAAAUGGGUAUCUCGCACUGAUCUUCAAAAAUUUGAUAUACUAUUAUGCAUAGGGAACAAGGUCGAUCUUGUUCCGGGUCACCCUGUUCAUGCUGAAUAUAGAAGACGCCUGCUGAAGCUUGGAGAUCCAUUUGCUGAUUCCGGUCCAGGGUUCACUGAGUAUGGAAUCUCCGAAACUGAAGGAAGUAGUUUACUGGGGGAUGACGAACCAUCUUGGGAGGCUAGGCAGUCGUGUUUGGAAUGGUGCACUGAGCAUAACAUUGAGUACAUUGAAGCUUGUGCUUCAAAUGUUGAUUUUGACAAAUGUUUGUCAGUUGAUGGCGAUUCACAAGGUGUUGAACGACUCUUUGGUGCUCUUUCUGCACAUAUGUGGCCUGGAAUGAUUCUGAAAUCAGGCGAUAAGAUUGCUGAACCGUCGUUACCUGAAAGAGAAGAAGACUUGUCAGAAGAAGAAUCUGAUUAUGAAUUUGAGUAUGAAAUCCUAUCUGCGGGUUCAGCUGAACCACAUGAAGACACGUAUACAGGAUGGGUUUCUGCAAAUGAUUUUGCCGGACCCUCAAGUAUGAGAGGACUGGCUGCUCAAAAUAAUCUUUUCCCAGAAUGCAAUCAAGAGAAUGGAACCCUUUGUGAUCAUGAGGAGCCACAGACCUCAACCUCGACAGCUGCGUUGCAUGAUGAUAUCAACAAAGGAGUGGUGUCCAAUGCAGAAGAGCCUGACCAGGGCACAGAACUUGACCAAGCCCAGGAACUAGAUGAGGAUACCCCUCUUGAAGUUGAGGAUUUGGAGCAGUUGAUGUCUGAGAUUGGGAACAUGCGCGACAGCUUGAGAUUGAUGCCAGAUUUUCAGAGAAGAGAAAUGGCUGCAAAGCUGGCUUUGAAAAUGGCCUCCAUGUUUGGGGGCAGCAGUGAUGAUGAAGUGGAAAGUAUCAGCUGAGUAAGGGAUAUCCGUAUUAAUGGAAAGAAAAAGGUAGAUGAGCUUUUUGGAAAUAUUUUGUGCUUCGUUUGCUCAGUUCUUCUCUUGUGCCGCACAUGGAGAUUCAGAAGUCUCUUUUUUUUUUUGGUGGGGUCAAUACCCAUUAACUGUGCUCAAUCCUUUAUAGUGGUAAGAAACUUUUGUUUUUAUUCAACCAUUGAAAAUGUUAGGUUGUACUUCACAUGUGGGAGGGUGACAUUUGUGUAGGAGCACAAUUAGCUGUGGUGUGAUGAUGCAAAACUUUGAUAUGUAAACCAAAAUAUAUGAAUUAGAUAUUUUUA